CAACCUCCCUCUCCGUGGCUUUGGCAGUCGAAAUAAAUGUCGUCCAAAACAAAAAACAAAACAAAAAAAGAAACAGAGGAGACUGUCAUCAGCGUGGAACUCCUGGAGACGCCUUGUUCUUGAAUUGAUCAUUUGAUUGGUGUGCUUUGCCUUGCUGAAGACAGAUCCCAACAGGUGACAGCGAUGCGAUGAUCACUACAAGCUCCCCUUUAGAAUAGCUAGCUGUCCUCCUUGUCUUUUUUGUCUGGCGUCAUUGGUGUUAGCGAGCGAAACGAGAAAUCCAUCAUGCGAAGACCCGUGGCCCAAUCAUCCCCCCAAGAGAAGCAAUCAUCACGUUCUCCACAAGUCAUCAAAAAUCAACAGUCAUUGUCGCCUUCGUCGUCUCCUAGAAGUCCUCAUCUUCGCUCCUCGUUGAGUUACGGAAAUACUACUAGCAGCACUACUAGUUCUACUCCACGAAUUUCGCUACGAUGGCUCUGUUUGUCGCUCAUGGCAAUGGUCGCUCUCAUUUUUGUCAUGGGGACCAUGGGACUCUUUUUUGUGGGGAAUCCGUGGCCAUCCAGCGACAACAAAGCUCAAGACAAGCUGCUGGAGCCACCCACCGUCUUGAACCAAGACCAAGAAGAAAUCCAACGAGAAAUCCAAAACUUUUUAUUUGACAACAAUCAUCAAGAUCCUUCUUCUGUUUCUCCCACCAUUCAACACUUACUUGAGACCUGGGAAUCGCCUCUUGUCCAUAUUGUCAAUACCCGCUUUAUGCAAGAACAGGGACACCUCAAAGCCCUCGGGAGAGCACGAUUCUACCUAUUUACCACCUUUUGCUUGCCCACCAUGCGACUACAAUCCACACAAGAUUUCUUGUGGAUCAUCAAAACGGAUCUACAAUUGGACGUCACACUCCUCCACAAAAUGGUGCACCUUCUACAACCCUACUCGAACAUUUACUUGGUGGCAUCCAAUCAAAACUACAUGAUACGCAAUACCAACAACAACAAUGCCGGAAAUUCCUGGAGGGACGGAGCCGAAAUUCAAGAUUUGUUGCACGCACCCAUUUACACGGGAAAUAUAACACGAUUGUAUCAAGCCAUGUUACAAACCAAUCGACAAGUCAUUCUAGAAACCAGACUCGAUGCCGACGAUGGAUUGCACAAGUACUAUCUAAAACAGAUUCAAGACAAGGCCAUUGAUCAGUUCUUAUCUACAACAAGUGAACCUCCCAAAUGGCUCUAUUGGUGCACACGACGACACGUCGAAUGGCAUGGAGGAGCAGCAGUAGUCAAAAAUCCGGCGUUGCUUCCAGGCAAGAACCAAACAUUGUCACAACAGGAACUAGUAGACUACUAUGGAUCCCUGCUCGUCGUGGAACAUUCCAAGCUCUGCAUUACUCCGGGAAUCACAGUCGGAUUUGGCAUUGGGACACCGGCCGAUCAAGUUCCCAUUCAUGCACACGACAAACUUUUUCAAGAGAUACGAUCCCUCGCUCCACACAAUGCCUGUGGAUACGAACAUGUCAAGGAUUGUCUCGAACUUGUUGAAGACUUUUUGUUGGUGGCGGUGCGGGCGAGAACACCCACUUCGGCGGGAAUGCAACGAGUGGAAAUGGAACAAGAGGAGCAGGACAAUGACACUACUACUAAUAACACGACAACCACCAAAAACAACAAAAAGAAGAAGAAGAAAAAGCAUCACAAACCAACACCACCACAUGUGUCCAGCUUUCGAAUGUAUCUCUACUGGGAUUUGCUACACGACGAUUUUGGGGUGUUGAGAGAACAAAUCAAAUACACCAAUCGAUACAUUUUGGAUCAUCUGGUUCCCAUUGCCAAGGAUAACUUGCAGGGACAAUGCACAUCCGAUCACAGUUGCAAGAACGAAACAAAGGACAAGCUUCUAAAGAUCAUCGCAGAGAAUGGGGGUUGAAAAUUCGAUUCUAGAGGAGCCUAUUGACUUGUUUUCACAAGAGAAAGCGACACCUGUCCCACGGACAAGAAGGUGCUGUUGCAUGCCCGUGGCCUCCCACAGUUGACAGUAGAAAGUCAAACCAAAGGUCGUCAUUGCAACUGGCAGUCAGUGCAGCAACGGUAUAUGUACUUGUUGCAGAUACACACUGGAUGGUGGCCUCCCUCUCACAGAAUACGUCGGCCACCAUCAAGCUUCUGCUAUUUUCAGCGUCCCUUUCACAUUUGGACCCAGAGGCCUCGAAGCGUCUGCUUCCAGCAAUAAUGAGUCAUCCGACGGCAGAAGUAUAGACGCAAUGUGACAAAUAAAUGUUGGAAGGAUCCUGGAAUUCCGAAACGAUGGGACUGCUACGAAGCUACUGCUACUUCCAGUCGUUCCCAACAGCAAUAACUACAAUGGAUUAAUUCUAUUAGCUAAAGCUGUUCAUACUCCC
Molecule: messenger RNA, 2392 nt
Organism: Seminavis robusta
Lineage: Eukaryota; Bacillariophyta; Bacillariophyceae; Naviculales; Naviculaceae
Source: the annotation of a GenBank genome assembly